AUGACAACAACAUCUCAUAGCCAUGAAAUUGAUGAUACAGUGGUCAUUGAUACGCCAGGUCUGCAAGAUGUAAAGAUGAGAGAGAAAUCUGCUCAAGAAAUAGAAAAACAACUUAAAAAAGAUAAAAGUUUUAAAAUUGUUUAUGUUAUUACUUUAGAGAGUGGAAGAAUUAAAGCUCAUGACUUGCAGACCAUAAAUUCCAUUAAUAGAGCUAUAAAAACAGAGUUUCAGUAUGGUAUAAUUAUCAACAAAGUAUCAAAAUAUCUUCAACAAAUAAUUGAUGCAACUCCAGAUAUGUUGAAUAUUUGUUUUGAUUUACUUGACAAACAACCUUGUAAAAUUUUUAUUUUAAAUGAAAUAGAGGAGUUGGAUGACCGUGAUAAUGCAUUAUUGAAAGACAUGGAGGUAAUCAAAGAAUUAUAUCUAUUCCUCGACAAAGUUCCUGCUAGUUUUUUAUCAAAAGAAAGGGUGGAUAAAGUAGAUGUUCGAGAUUAUAAUAAGAUGGUGAAUGAUAUGGAGUCUAAAAUUCAUUCGCUUAUUAAAGAGUCAGAGAUGGUUAAGAAUAAUGUUUGUAGACUAGAGGAAAUGGAUAAGUCUAAAGGUAAAGAUAAUCAACAUCAUUUGACCAAUGAAGUAAAUCUUCCUAAAAUACAAGAAGGUAAUCUUUGUGUUUCUACAUUUAUAGACGAUGCUCCAGUUUACCUACAUCGUAAUCAUUCUCCAACGAACAACAAGCGUUCACGCUUUCCAAAACCUCAUUUUAUUGAACAAAAUUGUUGUUUAUUUUAA
Molecule: messenger RNA, 789 nt
Organism: Heterostelium album PN500
Lineage: Eukaryota; Evosea; Eumycetozoa; Acytosteliales; Acytosteliaceae
Exons: 2
Coding region: 1-789 (262 amino acids)
Source: RefSeq, a predicted model, not a curated record